This is a messenger RNA of Echinops telfairi (small Madagascar hedgehog), 4928 nucleotides long. It is a transcript of the gene MCM8, whose product is annotated as minichromosome maintenance 8 homologous recombination repair factor. Gene Ontology annotation, biological process: double-strand break repair via homologous recombination. Gene Ontology annotation, molecular function: single-stranded DNA helicase activity; single-stranded DNA binding; ATP binding. The transcript is spliced from 19 exons. Lineage: Eukaryota; Metazoa; Chordata; Mammalia; Afrosoricida; Tenrecidae. Gene Ontology annotation, cellular component: MCM complex; nucleus. The record is from RefSeq and is a predicted model, not a curated record. The coding region runs from base 1491 to 3989 and encodes 832 amino acids.
AGGAAUCUUAUACCCAGUGAAUUGUCCCUCAAAUAGAAUGCCAAAAUUAGAACAUUUCCAGAUAAACCAAUGAAAGGCACUUGCAAACACCAGACUGACCUUACAAGAUAUACUACAGGGAGUUAUUUGGAUAGAGGACUAGCUCUGGCAAACAGCGUCCUGCGAUUAGCAUGCAUGACAAUGCCUGGGAGAAAGCAACUCAGAUAUGGAAGCAUCCAAAGUAAAGCAGAUUUACAAGAUUGAAAAUUGACAAUCAGCGAUAGCCAUUUUAAUGAAGGCCAUUGCAAAGUAAAAUGAGAAAAUAGUGUGGUUACAGAACUUGGAAAUGGAGAGGAAGUCAAGUGGAUUCCAAGAGCUUGGGUGAAGGGAAAGGCAGUUACAGUAAGAGAGAUUGACCAAGAACGAUGGAGGUGAGCGAGCACACUGGGAGGAGUGCAAGUUAGAGGCCAUAGAGGUAACUGCUGUUUGUGAAAAUGAUGCAUAAUGUGGCCUCCUCCAGCUACACAGGGAGAAGGAGGAUCCAUCUUCACAGCAGCCCAAGUCCAGUUGCCACAAGGCAGAGGUCAGACAUGCCUUCCCUCUGUCUUUACCCUAUUCUGACACUGACCAUUCUUCCCACGGCACUCUACCUCUCUGCUGGGCUUGCUAAUCUUGUCAUGGCCACACAGAACUCACAGACAAUAUUCACAAUUAUGGGGAGUUAUUAGGGAAGAUAACAGCAUCGUAAAACAUUGAGGAUACAGUCUGGUCCACAGCAACAACUCUCCUCAGACAGCAUCCAAGUCUCUGUGGUCCUCAGCCACUUGAUCCCUUGGCUUCUCGAGUCCAUUAGGAAGUCCACCUGUUGCUCUGCCUUACAAUCUCAGUCUCAGCGCUGUUCUGCUCUGUCUCGUGGUCUCCUUGCCUUCCUCUGGUCUUGGUGUGGGCUGGCCUCUAUUGUCUCUGCCAUUUCAAGCAGGGUAAGAUCUCAAACACUGCUCUACUAGUAGCUUUUCUUCUUUGGUAGCCCCAAGAAUUCUCCAGUCAGGUUUCAGGUAUGCCUCAUUCUAUAACCUGGUGAAUGGUAAAACUGACCAGUUCCCUCUCUUAGGUUGUCACACUCCCUGUUUGCAUAGUCCACUCAAUCAGUCAUUUGGUGAAGGUUACAGAGACCUGGAAGGAAGAACCAUAGUAAGAAAUCUCAUUUCAGCACACUUGUAUGCACAGUCGUGCAAAAAUGAAAAUGAUAAUUGUCCAUAUGAGUAGAAAUGUGGAUACACAUGUGGACUUGUGGGGGGAAGAGUGGGAAUAAACUCGCGUGUAGAUUUAACAGAUAUUUGAUGUGGGUAAUUAACCUUUGCUAAAUCUAUAUCCAUGGAGCAUACAUGGGAGCAAACUUCUUGAUUACAAUCAGGCACCGAGGGGAAUGAACUGGGCCCUCAAAACCAUAAUCUUGGAACACUAAGGUCAACUGGCUAAACAUAGCCCAGAAACUCUACAUCCAAUUUGGCAUGAGUGGAGAGUACAGAGGCAGAGGAUUUGGACGAGGAAGAUUUCAAAGCUGGAAAAGAGGAAGAGGUGGGAACUAUCCAGGAAAGUGGAAGGAAAGAGAACGUGGAGCUCACCUGAAUAAAGCCAUAGGGAAGCAUACUUCUGAACAUACCCCACAGUCUUUGCUACAACAGUCAACAUUGGAUCGGUUCAUACCAUAUAAAGGCUGGAAGCUUUAUUUCUCUGAAGUGUACAGUGACAGCUCUCCAUUGAUUGAGAAGAUUCAAGCAUUUGAGAAGUUUUUCAUAAGACACGUUGAUUUAUACGAUAAGGAUGAAAUAGAAAAAAAGGGAAGUAUUUUGGUUGAUUUUAAAGAACUGACACAAGACGAUGACAUCACUAACUUGCUACCAAAUGUUUCAAAUGAGCUAAAGGAUACACCUGAGAAAACCUUGGCUUGCAUGGGCCUGGCAAUACAUCAGAUAUUAACACAGGACCUUGAAAAACAUGCAGCUGAAUUGCAAGCCCAAGAAGGGUUGUCCAGCGACGGUGAUACAAUGGUCAAUGUGCCGCAUAUUCACGCCAGGGUGUACAACUAUGAGCCCUUGACACAGCUCAAGAAUGUCCGAGCAAAUUACUAUGGAAAAUACAUUGCUCUUAGAGGGACAGUGGUCCGAGUCAGUAAUAUAAAGCCCCUUUGCACCAAGAUGGCUUUUUUGUGUGCUGCAUGUGGGGAAAUUCAGAGCUUUUCUCUUACAGAUGGAAAAUACGCUCUCCCCACAAAGUGUCCCGUGCCUGCAUGCCGAGGGAAGUCCUUUACUCCUCUCCACAGCUCUCCUCUCACAGUUACGAUGGACUGGCAGUUGAUCAAAAUUCAGGAGCUAAGUUCUGAUGAUCACCGAGAAGCAGGCCGAAUUCCCCGGACAAUAGAAUGUGAGCUUGUUCACGAUCUUGUGGACAGCUGUGUCCCAGGAGACGUCGUGACAGUUACUGGAAUUGUCAAAGUCUCUAAUGCUGAAGAAGGCUCCCGAAAUAAGAAUGACAAAUGCAUGUUCCUUUUGUACAUUGAAGCAAAUUCCAUUAGCAAUAGCAAAGGGCAGAAAGCAAAGACGCCAGAGAGUGGGUCUAAGCAUGAGACGCUGAUGGAGUUCUCACUUAAAGACCUUUAUGCCAUCCAAGAGAUUCAAGCGGAAGAAAAUCUGUUUAAACUCAUUGUCAACUCACUUUGCCCUGUCAUUUUUGGUCAUGAACUUGUUAAAGCAGGUCUGGCAUUGGCACUCUUUGGAGGAAGCCAGAAAUACGCAGAUGACAAAAACAGAAUUCCAGUUCGAGGAGACCCCCACGUGCUCGUUGUUGGAGAUCCGGGCUUGGGAAAGAGUCAAAUGCUACAAGCAGCAUGCAAUAUUGCCCCACGUGGCAUAUUUGUUUGUGGUAAUACCACUACCACCUCCGGUCUGACGGUCACUCUUUCAAAAGAUAGUUCCUCUGGAGAUUUUACAUUGGAGGCUGGUGCCCUGGUACUUGGCGAUCAAGGUAUUUGUGGGAUCGAUGAAUUUGAUAAAAUGGGGAACCAACAUCAAGCCUUGUUAGAAGCCAUGGAACAGCAGAGUAUUAGUCUUGCUAAGGCUGGAGUGGUCUGUAGCCUUCCUGCGAGAACUUCCAUUAUUGCUGCUGCAAAUCCAGUCGGAGGACAUUACAAUAAGGCCAAAACAGUUGCUGAGAAUUUAAAAAUGGGGAGUGCUCUGUUGUCCAGAUUCGACUUGGUCUUUAUCCUGUUAGACACCCCAAAUGAGGACCAUGACCACUUACUCUCUGAACACGUGAUUGCAAUAAGAGCUGGCAAGCAGAAAGCUGUCAGCAGUGCCACGGUAGCCCGCGUGGCCAGUCAAGAUUCAAAUACUUCUGUACUUGAAGUGGUUUCUGAUAAACCGUUGUUAGAAAGACUGAAGGUGAUGCCUGGAGAAGCAAUAGACCCCAUUCCCCACCAGCUCUUGAGAAAAUACAUUGGCUACGCCCGGCAGUAUGUCUAUCCCAGGCUCUCCACAGACGCCGCCCAAGUUCUUCAGGACUUUUACCUGGAGCUUCGGAAACAGAGCCAGCGGUUAAAUAGCUCACCAAUAACAACCAGGCAGCUGGAAUCUCUAAUUCGUUUAACAGAGGCACGAGCGAGGUUGGAAUUGAGAGAGCAAGCAACCAAAGAAGAUGCUGAGGAUAUAGUUGAAAUUAUGAAACAUAGCAUGCUGGGAACUUACUCUGAUGAAUUUGGGAACUUAGAUUUUGAGCGCUCACAGCAUGGCUCUGGAAUGAGCAACCGGUCUGCAGCCAAAAGAUUUAUUUCUGCUCUCAACAACAUUGCUGAAAGAACUUAUAAUAAUUUAUUUCAAUUUCAUCAACUUCGACAAAUUGCCAAAGAGCUAAACAUUCAGGUUGUUGAUUUUGAAAACUUUGUUGGAUCACUGAAUGACCAGGGUUACCUCUUGAAGAAAGGCCCAAAGGUUUACCAGCUUCAAACAAUGUAAAAUAUAUCACCAAGUCAGGACCUCUUGGAUUUAUUAGCCCAUUAAGCCAUUUCAGUAGUAGGCCAAAAAAAAAAAAAUACAGUUCUUUGAAAUCAACACCCAAACAUAAAGCCAUUGGCGGGGGGUGGGGGUGGGGGAUGUUAGAUAUGGUGAAGAUAUAGUUAGAUAUAGUAAGAUAAGUGAUAAAGGCAUGUUAAUUUUGUAUAACUUUUCUAAAAUGCUAAAAAUAAAUUUACAUUAUUUUAUCCAAAUGAUAUAAAUUAUUUAUAUUUAUGUGUUUGAAUGACCUUAUUUUUAUAAAUAAUUGAUAGUUUUACUUAUCAAAUGUCCAUUUGAGUAAACAUUGCAAAAGUUCCAUUUUAAUAUAUAGUGUUCCAACAUAAAAUGUGAAUGAGUAUCUUUCAGAAAUAAAUUGAAACCAACUUUCAAUUAUUAAAAAAUGGAAAGAUUUUAUACUGACAUGUUUAACUUAACAACUGAGCUACUGAAAAUGUUCUUAACAUCUUAAAUGUAGAGACUGCUUGUGCACUGAAAGUUCUUUGUACUACCGAAGUGCAAACAAGCACCUGUUGGCGUCAUCACACAGCUGGGUGUGGCUUACACUAAGACCCAGCAGUCUGCUCCCUCCUCCAUAGUCCCCAAUUUCUGUUAGUUCCACUUUCUCAUUUCCACCUCUGCUUUCCCCUGAAGAAUUCACUAGUCCUGCUGAGUCCAAUUGAAACAUUGUCUAUUUGCGUCCCACCGUGGACACUGAGAACGAUGUUCUCUUAAACCCUUCUACCUACUUCUACACACCAUUUCUUCUAAUGGGGUAGGUACAGAUCAUCGUUUUUAGUCAUUUUAUUUCUUUGUUUUCUUUAGAGUUAAAAUUUGCCUUAAUUUUUUCUAACUACUUAGAUUUCAGUGCAUCUACCUCUAAUUUGACCUUGAAGCAGCAUG